Molecule: messenger RNA, 10040 nt
Organism: Salarias fasciatus (jewelled blenny)
Lineage: Eukaryota; Metazoa; Chordata; Actinopteri; Blenniiformes; Blenniidae
Product: PH and SEC7 domain-containing protein 1-like
Exons: 17
Coding region: 85-4905 (1606 amino acids)
Biological process (GO): regulation of ARF protein signal transduction
Molecular function (GO): phospholipid binding; guanyl-nucleotide exchange factor activity; protein binding
Source: RefSeq, a predicted model, not a curated record
CUCUCUCUCUCUCUCUCUCUCUCACCCGUCUGGCUCUUCCUCUGCUCCAAUUCAGUUUCUCUGUCCUCAUUACGAGAGGAGGUCAUGUCCCAGUCUGGAAAAGUCCUUCAUCUGUAUGUGGAAGUGAGGUCUGCCCCAGAUCAGAAUGGAGGGAAGGCUGCGUUCAGGGAGGGUGACGAAAGCCUUGCUGAAGGGCAUUCGGUUAAGGAGAGUCCCGCAGAACUCCUCUCGCAGCUAGCGAGCCAGACGAAGGCCUCGGCACCUCAGCAGCAGGUUCAGGACUGCCCGCACAGCCAGUCGCCUUCUCGACACAACGUCAGCUUCCAGCUCAAACAGGCCGGUGGUUCCCCGACGGGCGGCAGGCGCUGGAAUUCCCCGCUCCACUCCUCUCCCUCGUUCAGGAAGGCUCCUCAGGAGGCCGGCGAUGGCAAGCGGUCCGUGGUCACGUUCAGUUACAUCGAGAAGUCCAACGUGAAGACGUUGGAGAGUCCGCGCAACUCCUUAGUCGAGAGACGAGUCAGAGAGGAACGAUCCACUCCCUCCCACUUUCGAAAGCGCCUCAGCGAUCCCGUUUGGCUCGGGAGUCCAGAUUCAUCGUGCAGCUCCAGUCCCAAGCUGACUUUCAGAUCCCCGGGAAGCCACCAGCAGACGUUCUCCCCCGGCCUUCGACAGCCUCACUUGGACCCCAUCGGGCGGGCAGCUACCCAAAGGGCUGUGGAGGAGUUCGGCUCACCGUUACUGAGGAUUAAACUGGCUCACGCACUCGAGCAGGCCUCCUCUUCCUCAUGCUACAGCCGACAGACACGCUGUCAGUCCUGGGCCGGGUCUCCUGUUCAGCGUCAGAACAUUUACAUUAACCCCAAAGACCACUACACAGAUCGGAACCAGGCUGCUUGUGGGCUGCAGCGGAGCCCAGCGUCCGAACAGCCGUCCUCCAGACAGUCUUCUCACUUUAGACCCAGACCUUGCGCUGAAUCUGAGAGUCCUCUGCACUGUUCAGGAGGGGGCAAAACCAUGGCAGGGCAAAACACUGACGGGGUCUGCAACAGCAGCGCCUCACCGCAGGGAGCAGCACUACAGCUUGGCAAUAACGGAGUCGAAGGUUUGAACCAGUUGAGUGACAGCAAGUCUUCGUCUCCAGCUCAGAGCCCGGAAGUGGCCCACCGGCUCGCCAAAGAGGCCACCAAAAUAAAUUCCAUUUUCACAGAGGCGAAGAGGCCCUCGUUGCACAAUGCUUUAGGCGAGCUUGGAAGCAGCUCACACUCUGGAGACUCGGCUCCAAAUGCACAACAGUCUAAGCAGACGCUUAAGAUGAACAUCCCUUUAAAUGACCAAAACACGCCAGCACCCGACAACACAGACCCUCACCAGCCUGAACACUCCAUCACGCAGCCACUUGAAACAAACUCUCAUACAAACUGCGACGCACAGCAGAAGGACAUUAAUCAGAGGACGAUUCUGUCAGCGACUCAGAGUUCCCCCGCCCUGCCGUCACGUGUCCUUCGUCCCACUCAUCCUCCCACAGAGUUCGGUUCUCCCUUGAGGGACCCCAGGCUGUUUCAGACAGACAUUCGAGCGCCAGACACCCCCACCCUGCACCGCCGCCAGCCCCCGCAGUACACCGGCGACUCCUGGUCCCCGACCCUGGACCGGAAGGCUGACCUGGGUGGUUUUGAGAAAGGGGACUGCACUGAGCUUGCUCGAAGGCUUUUUAUCAAUCAGAGUGUUGAGGAGGCACCGGUGAGCUGGACGUCCCGGCAGCAGUGGGGGAACCAACCAGACUCAACACCCAAACCUGAAACUCAGCCGGAGUCCAACAGCGACCAGACCCCUGCCUGUCGAUCCAGCCAGCGCCACAGAGCGCUCAGCCCCACCGCCCAGCAGAAACGGGCCGAACAGCGGAGGAGAGAGAUCCUCCUCCUGGGACCGGUGGUUCUGGACUCCGCCGACGAGGACGACGGCUGCGAGGAGGAGGACCAGGGGUACGACGUGGAGGGGUACGGCUCCAGGAGGGCAGACGAGCCUCCGGAGGCGGAGCACAACGGAGCGAUGGGAGGAGGCUCGUCCUCACGGAGCUCCAGCGGCGUCACCGGCAGUUUGGGGGACCGGGACUGCGUGUCCCCCGAGUCCAGCCAGUCCAGUCACCAGAGCAAUGAGACGGGCGCCGCCACCUCAGGAAUACAGACGGACAGCGGAUGCGCGGCCCCCGUGCCUUCACUGCACUGUCAAAAGAUUGCUCGUGCUAAGUGGGAGUUUUUGUUCGGGACCCCUGCGGAGGAGGCAGCGAGUCGAGGGGAGAAAAACUCUCUGGAGGCCUCCACAGCGCCCCCCAGUGGUAACUCCAGCGAGUCCCCCACCCCGACGCCACCGUCCUCCCUCCCCCUGCUGUCAGCCAAUCACGAGGUGCAGCAUGUGGAGGUGGAGCUGGUGACCCCUCCCCCGGCCGUCGUCGGGGCGUCCCCCAAAACCGGCAUCAUCCGCCGCACGCUGAAGUACUCGGAGACGGACCUGGACGCCGUCCCGCUGCGCUGCUACCGAGAGACGGACAUCGACGAGGUGCUGCUGGCCGAGCAGGACGACGCUGACUCCGCCUUCGGGAGCAACCGCAGCGUGCAGGGCAACUCCGGGACGGGCAGCAGCCCUCUGGGGGGGCUGGCCUAUGGCGGGGCGGAGGGGGAGGAGGAGGGGGAGGACAGGAGUGGAGGGAAGGAGGGGGAGGAGGAGGAGGAGGAAGAGGAAGAAAUGGUGAGCUGGGCGAGUGUGCGGAUGCAAGGAGACAGCAGGAAGCAGCAGUUCGCCGCUCAGGAGGAGCCCGAGGUGUUCGGACACCUGCUGAAGAGACCGACGGAGACGUUCUUCGACAACCACAACCCGGCGCUGAAGUCGCCCCUGCUGGUCUCCGGCCCGCGCCUCGCCGCCGAGGACACCUUCAGCCGCCACUUUGAGAGCAUCAUGGAGUCGCACCGGGCCAAGGGGACAUCCUACAACAGCCUGGACAGCGAGGAGCUGCUGACUUCCAGUACGCAGACCGUGCUGACCUUUGACCUCCCCACGCUCACCCCCGCCAUCCACGGGCCGGUGUGUCAGAGCGCCAGGCACAUCGUGCAGCUCAGCUUCGCCCCGCUGGCUCACGACGAGCGGCCCAGCCUCUCCGACUCCAUCUUCACCGUCACCGGGGACUCGGACGCCACCCGGGCACCGUCCAGCGAGCGGCUGAGCAGCGGCUCGGAAGACACGCCGCCUCGGGGACGAAAUUACACACAGCUGGGGAGCAGCUGGUACAGCAACCCCUCCUUCUCCCUACCCAGCAGGGAGAAGGCUCGUCUGGCCACCGACUCGGAGCUGGACCAGGACCUGAGCGACCGCCUGGGUCUGGGCAGCAGCGACACCCUCACCAACGGCAGCCACCGCGCCGACGUGGCGGCCGCCAAGCGUCUGGCCAAGCGCCUCUUCAACCUGGACGGGUUCAGGAAGUCCGACGUGGCGAGACACCUCAGCAAGAAUAACGACUUCAGCCGCAUGGUUGCAGAGGAGUACCUCAGCUUCUUCAAUUUCUCCAGCCUCGCUCUCGAUCAAGCCCUGCGGACGUUCCUGCGGCAGUUCGCUCUGAUGGGGGAGACGCAGGAGAGGGAGCGGGUGCUGUCACACUUCUCCAGACGAUACCUGGACUGCAACCCCAAAGUCGCCCCCUCCGAGGACGCGGUUCACACGCUCACCUGCGCCCUCAUGCUGCUGAACACUGAUCUGCACGGCCAGAACGUCGGGAAGAGGAUGUCCUGCACGCAGUUCAUCGGCAACCUGGAGGGACUGAACGAGGGCCAAGACUUUCCCAGAGACCAGCUCAAAGCACUUUACAACUCAAUCAAGAACCAGAAGCUGCAGUGGACACUCGACGAGGAGGAGCUGAGGAAGUCGUUCUCGGAGCUCGGGGACAGCCUGUGCGACUCCAACCCGUCCACGUCCAUGAGGAGGGUGGGCAGCAGCGGGAGGCCGCUGUCCGAGGACGCGCCGCCGUCCGGGACGCUGCUCUACAAGAACGGCUUCCUGGUCCGGAAGGUCCACGCCGACUCCGACGGAAAGAGAACACCGAGGGGAAAGAGAGGCUGGAAGACUUUCUAUGCCAUACUCAAAGGGCUAAUUCUGUAUCUGCAAAAAGGGGAAUACCGGCCGGACAAGCAGCUCUCCGACGAGGACCUGAAGAACGCCGUGUCCAUCCACCACUCCCUCGCCAUGAAGGCGUCGGACUAUAGCAAAAGGCCCAACGUCUUCUACCUGCGCACGGCCGACUGGAGGGUCUACCUCUUCCAGGCACCGAAUGCGGAGCAGAUGCAGAGCUGGAUCACUCGCAUCAACACGGUGGCCGCCAUGUUCUCCUCUCCGCCGUUUCCCGCCGCCAUCGGCUCCCAGAAGAAGUUCAGCCGGCCGCUGCUGCCGGGCACCAUGUCCAAGCUGUCCGAGGAGGAGCAGGUCCGAUCCCACGAAGCUCGGUUCAGAGCCAUCUCCACCGACCUGACCGAGCUGCGCUCCUUCCCCCCCGACCGCAAGGUGAAAGGGCGCGAGCUGGAAGAGUACCGCCAGCGAGACGAGUAUCUGGACUUCGAGAAAACGCGCUACGGGACGUACGUGAUGCUGCUCCGCGCCAAGAUCCGCAGCGGCGAGGAGGACCUGUCGGUGUUCGAGUCGCAGCUGCUGGAGGACAACGGGCUGCAGCGGGCGCACUCCAGCCCCACGCUGCAGGACAGCAGCCUGGCCAGCCAGGUCAGCCAGGCCAGCAGCGCCCGGGACGGCGGCGGCAGCAGCAAGGCCAGCGGCGUCAGCGGCGGUGGCGGCGGUGGCGGCGGCGGCGGCGGCAAGGCGCGGCAGGACGGCCAGAGACAUAGCUACCGGCAGGCCGUCAAGAAGUGAGCCCGGCCGGGGCGCCGGGAGCGGCUCGGCGUUGCACCGCCAGCGGCAGGCCGCCUCCCUGCACAGGUUUUUAUUUGAGAUCCAGGAGGGUUCGGAGCUCUGCUUGACAAGGGGGGGCAGGAGUCGUGCUCCGCCCCCCCCACAGACCGUGACGCCCCACUGCUCCCCGAGGAGGGGCAGAGAAACACCGGCCGGGACGCUGGGGGCCGGCAGGUCUACAGAGACCGCCCGGCUGCGGCUCGCACACAGAGGCUGCUGAGGAAUCGAACCGGGGCACCACACGGGCACCUCCAUCCAGCACACCUUUCUCGCCCUCUUUUGUUCUUUUUGUUUUUUUCUUUCUUGGGGACCAAACACGUUUACACACCGAACCGUCACGCCAUCGCGGACGUCCCACGGUUCGAUUCCCGCUCUGAAGCGCUGUAACAGACUUACGGAGGCGUGGCGUUCCGUUCCCGCUCCUUUUUCCCACCACAUCUCCACGGGGUGCGUUCACAUUCCACUGGGCGGCGUGGCGCUCCCGGCCGAAGGCGGCGUCGGGAGGAGAUCGACUAAGAGAGAGAGAGAGAGAGAGAGAGAGCUCUUUUAUUUCUCGCUCCACUUGAACAUCUCUUCUUUCUGGCUUCUGUCCCGUGACGUGCUUCUGUUCUUCUUCUUCUUCUUCUUCUACUUCUUCUUCUUGGCCGAAUGUUGUUUUCUUCAGUGAAUCCGCAUGCCUGCAUCCAGCACAGCUUCUUUUAGGCCUUUUUACUACUUUGAGGGCGGUGAUCCGCCGUCCUCCGGCGUCGCCAUGGAAACACCUGUAUCCUGUCUGUCGUACCUAUAAAGGCUCAGUUAUGAUAAACCCUGUUCUCCACUCACCAGGCAGACCCUGAAUGUCCUCAUUUUUGAUAUUUUACAGUAUUUUACAGCCAUUUGUUGAUGUUGAACCUCCUGUGUUUGUCGAUGAAAUAUGCUAUCUGCACUCGGGAUAUGUUGUAUAUAACGCACCCCCUGCUUAUAUUGUAGGAUAUAUGACGGUAUAUUUACAAUAUAUUGGGCGCACUGUUGUGACGAUGCAUUAGGUACACACACACACGUUUCUUCUUGUAAAUCCCAAAAGAGCUAAAUGAUAAUCACGUGUUGUCCUUUUUUUCUUAUAUGAAUAUUCUAGUGAAGCCUAUCAAAGAUUAGUAAAGAUGAUUCGUGUGAGGUUUCUGGCGACGGAGGGGGGGUUUUUCCAAAGACAGGGCGUGGCUCGCUGUGGCGGCUCCUCUGAUUGGACCAGGCCGCUGUGGGCGGAGCCACACGCGCCUCACAGCAUGACCGAUGCACAGCCAUUUACUACUCAGGCUUUUUAGAUGAACCACACCGUGAGCGGCCGCGGCGCCGCGUCCGACCAGCAGGGGGGCGCCGUCGGCGCGCGCACCCUCAGCCAUACUCACCCGCUGCACCUGCAGCCGAUAUGCACAGCAUCUUCAUCCCCCUCCUCCUCCUCCUCAUCCUGGCCCGCCACGCCUCUGUGUGUCGGUCUGUUUGUGUUGUUGUUCUUGGUGUUGUUGGUGUGCAUGCCAGAGCCGUGUGCUCAGCCCAGGGUGAAGUGUGUGUGUGUGUGUGAGAGUUGGCAGCUCUGUCUUCACACACUUCCUGUUUGUUUAUUCACUGGGUUUUGAAGAGUGGCCGGAUCAAUACCCCACCCUCCACCCCAACCAACCCCCUUUCUUUUUGCACUCUGCUGGUUUUGAGGAAUGGUUCGUGUGUGUGUGUGUGUGUGUGUGUGUGUGCGUAUGUAUGUGUGUCAGUGCCAUGACUUCGCAUGAGUUUACUCUGUAUUUAUUGAUCAUGUUUGUCUCUGCUGUUCAGAAUGUGGCCAAAACUUAAAAAAAAAAAAACAAGAAAGCCCAGGAUCAAUACAUCAAUCACUUUCCAGUAUUCCAGAGAUUUUAAAUCACUCCAUAUUUAAUAAGCUGUUUUUUAUAUAUAUGUAUUUCUUUUUAAAAGUUUGGUCCAUAUUUGAGUUAUAUCACCUGAUUUGAUGGCGUCUGGUGCUUUUGGGUGAUCUGAUCUAAAGAUUGAUCAGCGUAAAUAAUGGAUCCUUCGUUCAUGCAAAUAUUGAUCAAAUUCUGCAAAUAAUCAGUGGAAACUAUCGUGCUCAAAUUAAUAGUAACUAACCUCAAUAUUAGCUACAAACAAGUUCCACACACCAAACUGAUCAUGUUGUGACAUGAGUGAAGAAUUGAUUAGUUGGAAACAGAGAUGUCUGCAUUACCGCUUGAAUCGCAAAGAUUUACUGUCAGUCUUCAUAACAUUAUCAAAGAGCACUGAUCAUCCCUGAUCAGCUCACGUUGACAUCUAUACUGAGCUGUGAAGCAUUUUUAUCUCUAAAGUGACAUUCACAUCAUUUGUGGGGUAAAUUUUCAACAAUUUUAAACCCGAUGGAUCAAUAAAUGGCCACCAUUUCAUGCUGAUCUGUGUUGGUAAAAUGUGCAUCGCCGUCGAGGGAUUUUCAAAUCGCCCAGACAGUUUUUAGAAAGAUUCCCAUCAUGUCACGAGUGUUUUCUGCAUGACAGGCACAAAAACACGUCAGUGGCGUGAAAAAAAACUCUAAACUGAGCAGAAAGAGGAAGGAAACCUGCGUUUACAGUGAAACUUGAACCCUUUGAAAGUCUGAUUAUUUCUCUCAUAAAUGGUGCCACAUCUGUAAGAAUCAUCCAUUUCCAGGGCUGAUUAUACGAGUUAUGCUCAUGAAAUAAAAUUGCCAAAAGUUUUUUUUUUCUUUGCAAACUGCAGAUGCAAAUUUCCUCCCUUUUUUAUGCAAAGUUUGUUUAAUUCGUCUUCCAUCAGGAAAAAAAACUCUAAAUGUGAGGAUUGGUCGGUCACGCCUGGAAUUGUUUGGAUCGAAGGAGGAACUUUUCUUCAGCCGUAUUUGUGAAUCUUAACAGUAAAAUGUUGUUAGGUGUUCCACAAUGUUCAAAAAGAUUUGACUUUUUUAUCCCUUCUUCAUGCAACAAACUUCAAUACUACGAGUGAAUCAAUAAAUGACUGUUAAAGUUGAUUUAAACACAUUUGAAUGAGAUAUCAAUUGAAAUAACUCAAAAUUACAGUAUUAAUGUCUGAGAUUAUUAUUUCUUCAGACUUCAGAGAAUGAUAAAAUGUCCCUAAACACCAGUAUUUACAACUAUUUGCAGAACAUGAACGAAUGAACCAGAGUUUUGUGGCCACUCUAAGUACUGACAUUCUGCAGUCUCACCACUAGAGGUCACUAAAUCUGUCAAAAUGCUCCCUAGAAGUGACAUUAAUUUAUUGAAACAGAAGAAAACAGUGUUAACUCAUGAAAAUAUUCACAGAACAAGCAAAUCCUCAUAUUGUUAAUAUAAUUUAUGAUCAUCUUUAAUUCACUCUUUUAAACUUUUUUGUAGUUUUUAACAUCAGAAAUCAUUUGAGAGCUGUUCUUCCCUGGAUCUCCUUCAUGACCGAUUGUCACGUCAUUAAUCAACACGUCACACACAGUUUGAGAUUAUUUCAGGGAUCAAUGUUUCUUACUGGUUACCAUGGUGACACAGGUCCGGUUUGAUUUACAUCCUAAACGUACUUUGUGAGAUUUAGUAAAUAUUUGCAGUUUUUCUUGGUGUUACUGCAUUUAAUUCCAUGAUCAUUUAUUUCUCUGUUUAACUACUUAAUAAAUCACUCUGUUCAUACUGGAAUCAAGCACUGUUCUCCCUAAAGACACGAUCUGUUUCAGACCUCACCUGUGAAACUGAGAAAACAAUCAACCAAUGAACUGAUUAUCAAAAGAAACCUCUCCAGACUAGUUUUUCCUUCCGUGGGAUUCAAACGCGGCUCCAACACUCUUACCAUCAAUAGGUCAUCCACUGGACCGGGUCAUUUUUAGUAUUUGUGAGAAGAAAAUGCUGCAUGAUUUUAAUGGUGCAGCAUGAAGGUGAGAGAAAAUGCAUUUGUUGAACAGCAGUGAGUCGCUGGUCCUCGGUUGUUUCCAGCAGCUCCUGUUUUGUUCCACUUUCUUCUUUUUGCUGGCGUUGGAGUAAAUGCAGGAUGCAGGAAGUCUUCACCCUCUGGUGGUACAAAGUGGUAUUACCACAUUAAUCAGGCUAGCUGAUUGCUUUCUCUGUUGAUUAUUUACGUAGUGCACCUUUAAAGUCAGCUGUUUGCAUGAUUACCUGACAUCAGUCAGGUUAAGCCCCACCCCUUUUCCAUUUUUCCACAUUUACCUCACUCCGACAAUGGCCACCUCGUGUAAAGCAAGAAAAUAUGUAAAGAACUGGUGCGAAUUUCAGGUUGGGUUGUUUUCAUGAUUGUCUCCAUGUGACGUUCAACAUGAAGUUUUGAGUUCAGCAUAAGAACAUUUCUGGAAAGGAACUCAGUGGUUCAGACAGAGACAUCAUGAACGAGUCUCCGCCCCUUAGCUGCAGGAUCUCCAUGGCCCCGCCCCCUUUCCUCAGAUCCAUGGCUCUGGUUAACAUGGAUUGGCUGGUUUUCCUGAUGAGGGCUCAGAAUGCUCCAGUGAAAGUCACCCUGUCUUUGGCACGACGUCUCUGUGAAAGCUGCAGCAAUGCAGCAGUGCAUGCCUGCCUGCAGCGGUCCGUGCCUGCCUGCAGCAGUGCAUGCCUGCGCCUGCGCCUCUGUCUGCCGCUGCUGCAGUUUGUGGGCAAGCUGCCUCAAAAACGUGCACUUGUACUGUUCCCAUCCCUGCCCAUCAUGUCUGAAUGUAAAUAAAGCAUGAGAUGUUAUGGCCUGCUUUCAUUUAUAUUAUGAUUAGAGUAAUCAAUGAAGGGUUAAUCUAUAAGGUAGGUCAGCAUUUUUUUUCUCCUGUCCUUGAGCUCAUGGUCAUUUCUCUUUCUCUUUGUUUUUAAUGUGAAUGAAGGAAAUGACUGUAUUCAACGCUCUCGUAUGCUGCUGUUGUGUUUUAGAGACUCGAGCCGGCUCAUGCGGAUCUUUUCCACACCUAGGGGUCCGAUCUGGUCCAUCUCAGUGUUUUUUAGACUGGUGCGGGUUCAAGGCGAUGUUCAUUUGAUGCUAGACAUUUCAGUGAGCUCCAUGUGUCACUGCCUUGUUCAAACUCACCAAGGAAAUGUUGUCUGUGAGUCUCUCACCUCGGGAGACGUAGAAGAUACAAAUAAAAGUGUUUUGAAAGGUUU